Messenger RNA from Lycium barbarum (goji berry), 1950 nucleotides. RefSeq lists its product as uncharacterized. The record is from RefSeq and is a predicted model, not a curated record. NCBI's taxonomy places the organism in Eukaryota, Viridiplantae, Streptophyta, Magnoliopsida, Solanales, Solanaceae. The transcript has 4 exons. The coding region runs from base 1 to 1950 and encodes 649 amino acids.
AUGCCUUAUCAGACUGAAAACACCACUGUUGCACAGACUGGUCUAGUCGACUCUGACAGCCCUUAUCAUCUUCAUUCUUCAGACACACCUGGGAUGAACCUUGUAAAUGUAGUCUUUGAUGGGAAAUGGAGAAGGUAUGUUCUUAUCUCCUUUUCAACAAAGAAAAAGUUGGGGUUUAUCAAUGGGGUUGUUAAGGCUCUAGAUCAGAACUCCACUAACUUUGAACAAUGGAGUUGUUGCAAUGACAUGGUCAUUGCUUGGUUAUUAAACUUAUUGUCUAAAGAUAUUAAGGACAGUGUGAUUUUUUCAAAAACAGCCAAAGAGCUUUGGGACAGUCUUGAACACAGAUUUGGGAGGUCAAAUGGUGCCAAGCUGUUUCACCUACAAAAGGAACUGAGCAUGUUAGUGCAAGGAUCUAGUAAUAUUUCAACCUAUUUCACAAAGAUCAAACGGAUAUGGGAUGAAUUAGACACUUUAAACUCAGAUAUAGCCAGAGGAAACAUUUUAAUGAUGAAUCUUUUGCCUGAAAUGGAUUAUGCCUAUUCUUUGCUUUUGCAAGAUGAAAACCAAAGGGAGAUUUAUGCUAAUGCUCAACUACACAUAGAUCCAGUUUCAUUCAUGAACUACAAAAGUGGAAAUCAAAGCCAAAGAUUUGGGAACUAUCCUCAAAAACCAGGUGGUGUUGCUGGACCAGCAAGGUUCAAAGGGAAGAAACUAAAAUACAACCCAAAAGUUAGAUGUACUAAUUGUCACAAAACAGGACAUGUUGAGUGUGAUUGUUGUAAGAUCAUAGGGUUUCCUGAGGAUUUUGUUUUCACUAAUCAAAAGGGAUAUCAAGGACAAGUAAAAGCAAAUGCAGCAAUAGGUGGUGAGGAAAGUCCAAUCAAUCAUGAGGAACUAAAUGAUUUGCAGAACAACAAUCAACACUUCAACUCCAACAACCAGCAUUUCAAAUCCAACAAUCAACAUUUCAAUCGCAACAAUCAGCAUUUCAGUCCUAACAAUCAACAUUUCAGCAGGAAACAAUGUAAAGAGAUCACACACAUAUUUAAACAACUUCAAAUGGAACAAGGAGGAGCGUCUGGAUCAGGAAUCAAUGCAAAUGCAAUUGCUGGUACUAUUUUGAAAUACCCAGGAUCUUGUUUUUCUGUUUAUCACUCUAAAACAUGGAUUAUAGACUCAGGAGCUUCAGAACAUAUGUGUUACAAUUCACACUCCUUUUCUUCCUUAAUUUCACUUCCUGCUCAUAUGCACAUCAGUCUUCCUAACUCUUUUAAAAUUUGUGUCACACAUACAGGAAGUGUACCCAUCUUGCCCAAUCUAACCCUAAACAAUGUGCUUCAUGUCCUAGAUUUCAAAUAUAACUUACUCUCAGUAAAUAGAUUGUGCAUUCAAAUUGACAGUAUUAUCUAUUUUACAACUAUUAAGUGUCUGUUGCAGGACCAUUCUUUGAAGAAGGUAGAAGUUUUUGGUGAAGUUAAGGAGGGGCUUUACCUACUGCAACCUAGAGUUUCAAGUCCUAAGUCUAGUCAAAAUGUUUUUAAUUUUCAAGAAGGAAGAAAUUCCAGUCAUGUUCCUAGUUCUCUUUCUCCAGUUUGUGCCAAUACUGUUUCUGAUGUAAAGCUUUGGCAUUUUCGCAGAACUUCUAGACAUCCAGGUUGGAAUCAGGCUAUGGAUUCUGAAUUAGAAGCUUUACAACUAAAUCAAACCUGGGAUGUAGUUAAACUGCCUCAAGGGAAGAAGGCUUUGCCUUGUAAAUGGGUAUACCAGGUUAAGCACAAAUCAGAUGGGACCAUUGAAAGGUUAAAAGCAAGGUUAGUUGUAAGGAAUGAAACCUUUUCACAUGUGGUCAAAAUGACCACAAUCAGGUGUCUAUUGGGUGUGACUAUCAAAAAGGGAUGGACAGUUUCUCAACUUGAUGUUAGUAAUGCUUUCUUACAUGGAAAUUGA